CCUCACACCACACAACCACACCGCAACGACCACCAUGGCUUUGCUCGUCGACAAGCACCGUCCGCGAACGUUGGAGGCGCUGAGUUAUCACCCAGAGCUCUCAGAAAGACUACGCUCCCUGGCGGCCAGCGGCGACUUCCCCCAUCUGCUCAUCUAUGGUCCAUCAGGCGCGGGCAAGAAGACGCGCAUCACCGCUACACUGCGCGCCUUGUAUGGUCCGGGCGUGGAGAAGAUCAAGAUUGAUAGUCGCGUCUUUCAAACAACCAGCAACCGCAAGCUCGAAUUCAACAUCGUCUCCUCCAACUACCACCUCGAAAUUACCCCCUCCGAUGUCAAUCAAUACGAUCGCGUGGUCGUGCAAGAUCUCCUGAAGGAAGUCGCGCAGACCCAGCAAGUCGACUUGGCUGCAAAGCAGCGCUUCAAGGUCGUUGUCAUCAACGAAGCCGAUCACCUCACUCGCGAUGCCCAAGCAGCUCUACGACGGACCAUGGAGAAGUACUCGCCGAACCUGAGACUCAUUCUGCUGGCCAACAGCACGAGCAACAUCAUUGCCCCCAUCCGGUCGAGAUGCUUGUUGGUGCGAGUCGCCGCGCCGACGGAAGAGGAGAUUACAGAUGUGCUGGCAAAGGUGGGCAAGAAGGAGGGAUACAAAAGUGAUGCAGGACUGGAAGCGAGGAUUGCCAAAGACUCCGGUCGAAACUUGAGGAGGGCAUUAUUGAUGUUUGAGGCUGUGCACGCCCAGAACGACAACGUCAACGAGAAGACUGUCAUUCCUCCUCCGGACUGGGAAGCGUUGAUUGAAGUUAUUGCAAAGGAGAUUUUGGAAGAGCGAACACCAGCCCGUAUCCUGCAGGUUCGCGCGAAACUCUACGAUUUGCUCUCGCAUUGCAUACCCGCGACGACUAUCCUCAAGACUCUCACCUUCAAGCUCAUGCCCAAGAUUGACGACGGCUUGAAAGCGGAUGUCGUCAAGUGGAGCGCUUUCUACGAACAUCGCAUACGGAUGGGAAGUAAAGUCAUCUUCCACCUCGAGGCCUUUGUCGCCAAGUUCAUGCGGUUAUAUGAGGGUAAUCUCAUGGGCAUGGAUCUCGAUUUUGAUGAUUGAUGGAAGAACAAAACGCUUUCUCUUUUGUUAUGCUCGGUCUUAGCGCGGCGCUUUUAGACAGUUGAGAGAUGAUGCCUUGAUGUGGACCCCGCUUGCAUCAUUGUUGUGCAGCUCCCAACCCGCAAGUGUUUCUUGAUUGCGCAGAACUUCCAAUUAAAC
Molecule: messenger RNA, 1264 nt
Organism: Neohortaea acidophila
Lineage: Eukaryota; Fungi; Ascomycota; Dothideomycetes; Mycosphaerellales; Teratosphaeriaceae
Product: P-loop containing nucleoside triphosphate hydrolase protein
Exons: 5
Coding region: 35-1105 (356 amino acids)
Biological process (GO): DNA repair; DNA-templated DNA replication
Cellular component (GO): Elg1 RFC-like complex; nucleus; Ctf18 RFC-like complex
Molecular function (GO): DNA binding; ATP hydrolysis activity; DNA clamp loader activity
Source: RefSeq, a predicted model, not a curated record